UCAUCAGCCUCUCCUCUGAUGGACAGGCUUCUUGAAGAUGUGAUGCUACGCAGUUGAGUGAGGCAGGAAGAAAAAGGCUCCUCCAGGUCUCCCUGUUUGCAGGAUUCAUGGCUUUCUUCUGGGUUCUGCUUUGGUCGGGGAUCUAUAAUCUGGUCCUGGUCUCUGGUCUCAAUCACUGCGACUUCAAUGAAAACAGGAGCUGGCGCAGCGCCUCUCCUUUAGUGGAAUCCCUAAAGUGCUAUAACGACUACAAGUCCUACGUCCACUGCAAGUGGAAAAGCCACACCGAGGCAACACUGCAGCUCUGGGUGCAGAUGGAUGAGAAAAGAGAGUUGUGUGCACCCUUCGCAGCAGCAAACAAAACCGAGCCCGGGACUGUCCACUGCAGAUAUGAACCUCUUUAUUUUGCAAUUGGCUCGAGACACACUGCCUUCUUCCUAAACAACAGCACGGAGAGCUUCUGCUCAUCUGCCCCAAACACAUCUACAGAUUUGCUUCAGCACUUGAGAGCACGCCCGCCUGUAAACCUGUCUACGACUGAGAUGAGUGAUGGAGGCCAGAGGCUGCACUGGUCCAGCCCGUACCCGUCGUCCUCCUCGCUGAACAGCAACCUCACAUAUCAGUUCAGCUACAGGAUGCAGACUCAGAACAGCUGGACCAGCGUGGACGUCACAAACACCAGCGUGAAACUUGAGCGGCCAUCGCUGCCUCCGGGCCGCUGGUUUGAAGCACGGGUCAGGGCCCGGGCCAGCGUGGGCCAGUGGAGCGACUGGAGCUCAGCAGUGACCUGGAAGACUAAAGAUGACUUAAAGCAAGUUCCCACUUUGCACUGUGUACUGGACGGGGAGAGGGACGUGACGUGUAGCUGGGAGGUGAGCAGAGAGCUGGCUCUCCUCAUCACCUACCAGCUGCUCUGUCAAUACGAGCAUGGAGCGCCGUUUGAGGAGUGCUGCUGGAACCCAAAAGUAAUCUCUGACCUCAGUGGGACAGGAGUGAGGUACAGCUGCUCGCUGAACACCUCACACCCUGAACAUCUGCAGGUGGACCUUCGACUGACACACAAUAUGAAGACGUUUCAAGUCCACCAACAUAUCCAGCCCUCCCCUCCACAGCAGGUAAAGGUGAGAGGGGAAGACAGAAACUGGAUUGUGGAAUGGAGCCCACCACCUACAGCACAAGAACUGAGUCUGUGGUAUCAGGUCUGUUAUCACAGGACACAUGACCAGGGAUCUGCUGUGCUGCUGAACAUUUCAGACGUGUCCACAAAAGUGAUGAUCCCGGGAAGAUCCCUUACCCCGCUGGAGCACUACCAGGUCAAAGUCCGGUCACUCGUUGUCCCUGGGCAUGGCUCCCGCUAUGAAGGAAUCCCAUCUGAAUGGACUGAUCCUGUGGCGUGGACCUCAAAUGAAGCCUCUUGGUCCAUCUCCACCCUGAUUUAUAUCCUGAUCAGUGCCUCCGUGGUGACAGUCUUCCUGACCCUCUACUGCACCAUCCCGGCUUGUCAAAGGAGAGUGAUGCUUUGGGUGGACUCGGUUCCUUCUCCAGGAAAGAGCAAGACCCUGUCUGAGAUCAAGUUUGCCAGCUGCCAAACCCACAUGCAAAGUGAGAAGACGCCCAUAUGCAAAGUGCAUAACAUUGACAACGUGUCUACAUGUUCCUCAGACGCUCUGCUGUGGCAGUGCAAGGACUCUGACACAAAGUGGGUGGACCAGGACGAUGAAUGCUGCAGCUGUAAUAAGCUGCCCCUGCCUGUGGACGACUGUGACACGUCAGCCAUGAGCUUCAGCGGGCCGUACAUCCUCUGUCAGGUAUCAGCUGCAGAGUCCAAAUCCCCAAAUGCCCAGCAGGAAGAGGACAAAGAAACUACGCCAGAUGCCUCUUCAUCUCCCUCCCACAUACCCUCUGCUGUUUUCGGUGCAGGAUAUGUUUGUCUUCCCAGCCACAGCGUCUCAAGGUCCACAGGGGACCUCACUUUUCACAGCAUCAGCACCACAAGCCCUCCGUGGUAUGAGGGUUCUGAGGAGGACAAGACAUCCCCAGGUCUCACGCUGGAGUCGGACAGCCAGUCCAGCCUCUGCCAGCCCACGACCAGGACUAAAGCUCCAGACGGCAUACCAGGGCCUUUCAUGCCCUGGCCUCCAGGGGGCACCGUGCAGGAGUCGGGGUACUGCCACCUCCCCCAUCCUUCAUGACAGCAGCUGAAUAACCUGCUGCAUGCCAGAGCACACACUGCAAAAACUCAAAAUCUUAACAAGAAUAUUUGUCUUAUUUCUAGU
This is a messenger RNA of Cololabis saira (Pacific saury), 2276 nucleotides long. It is a transcript of the gene csf2rb, whose product is annotated as colony stimulating factor 2 receptor subunit beta. Gene Ontology annotation, molecular function: cytokine receptor activity; protein binding. NCBI's taxonomy places the organism in Eukaryota, Metazoa, Chordata, Actinopteri, Beloniformes, Belonidae. Bases 108 to 2192 code for a protein of 694 amino acids. The transcript is spliced from 14 exons. Gene Ontology annotation, biological process: cytokine-mediated signaling pathway; immunoglobulin mediated immune response. The record is from RefSeq and is a predicted model, not a curated record. Gene Ontology annotation, cellular component: external side of plasma membrane.